Messenger RNA from Phytomonas sp. Hart1, 839 nucleotides. NCBI's taxonomy places the organism in Eukaryota, Euglenozoa, Kinetoplastea, Trypanosomatida, Trypanosomatidae. The record is from the annotation of a GenBank genome assembly.
GUUUACGGUUGGUUGUUUAGUAGUCGUUCUCUAUAUACGAGGGCAGGGGGACGGUCAUGGUCCAUGAAAAUGGCCGCGAUGGCUUUUUCGACAAUUCGGACGACAACCGCCUGAACGCAAUCCAAAGCCUCCGACGUGCCGUUCGCGAGCAGGAGAUUUACGUUUCUCAAUUAGAAGAGCGCAAGACAAUACGGGGCCGGCUUCUCCAUCAACUCACCUGUACUCUUAGACAAUUAAACUUCGACGCCUCAACCAAUAUGGAGAAGGGGAUCGGGGUUGAGGAUGGGGUGUGUAAUUGCGACCCUGAAACGAACAUCCCAACCGAAAAUGAAAUUCUGGGAGACGCAAAACCGAAAUCUCCCGAAAUAAAUUCUUCAAGGCUGAUAUUCAGCGAUAUGGUUCAUAUCCAAUUAUCCGCAUUGGAUGAAGACAACAGGUGGGGGCAGGAGGAAGGGUCGUUGUUGUCCGCACGUGCACCCAUCGACACUUUAUUGGGGGUUUCUCAGGACAGAGAGAUAAAUAUUAAACCACAAAAUAAGAGACGAAAAAAAAGAAAAAAUGGACAGGGUGCGGUUAAACUCGACCGCGGCUCCAAAUCCGUGGAGAUUCUAAGACGGAUAAAAGUGAAGGAUGAGAAAGAUCGUGAGGAGCUGUUUAAAGGAUUGGAGCGGGUGAUUGAGGAAAAUCCUCAGACGUUCUCUUCGGUAAGCGGCGUUAUUUCUGUUCAACCCCCGUGGCUGACGGAUUCGGAGGAAAUCGAUACCGCAGAUUUUGAAGGAGCCAAGGAGAAGAACCUGAAGGGCAUAGAUGAUUACUCGGACGACUUUGAAGAUGACUAA